Molecule: messenger RNA, 411 nt
Organism: Gloeophyllum trabeum ATCC 11539
Lineage: Eukaryota; Fungi; Basidiomycota; Agaricomycetes; Gloeophyllales; Gloeophyllaceae
Exons: 3
Coding region: 1-411 (136 amino acids)
Source: RefSeq, a predicted model, not a curated record
AUGGCGACCUAUUUCGGGGACGAGGAAGAGGGUUACAUGUAUGAUAACAAGGAUGAAGAUGAGGAUGACGACAGGCACGUUCUCCCUUCAUCCCCUUCAUCCCGUGUUGACUGGUCCGUGGACGAGACCGGCGAAGUAGACGAGGAAUCCGAGCCUGAGGCUGAAGACUGGGCGAAGAACGUGAUCACUGGUAGUUGGGAUGAUCAGAAAGGCCGCGACGCAUAUCCGCGGGGAUCGAACGAGCGAGGAGUAGGCGCACCAGCCAGAAAGAAUGUAUCCAGCGUAGCGCCAAAACGCAAACCGACGAACCCAGAUGUCAAGAAGCCUAACCCGUCAGAAAAGAGCAAGAGUGAACCAGGGCCUGCCUCGAGCAAAGAAUCCAAGUCAAAGAAGGACACAAAUCGCAAGUAG